AUGUACCUACUGGGUGCUUGCACUUGGGGUCAGGCUGCCUACGCAUUCGUCGACUAUGGCAACGUCUAUCCAAGGAGAUACUCGCUCAGCGGAGAUGUUCAAGUAGCUGACCUGAGUUACGACAAUACUACCGAAAUAACGCUGUCACCUGCGCAUUCCGUCCUCACGCUCGACUACGGUACUGAGGUUGCUGGCUUCCCGUUCUUUGUCGUUGCAGAAGGCGCAUCCCCAGCACAAAUUGAGGCUGCAUAUACAGAGGCCUUUGCAUACCUGGACGACGAAAAUGCUGAUGGACCAUGGACUUUUUCCAACGGCCUGGCGAACAGUUGGCGGGUUGAGACAUUCAACAUCACCAGUGGAGGUCACACUGAGAGCUUCUUUGUGCAAGGUGGGCAGCGAUGGCAGACCAUCCGUCUGCUUACGAACCAUUCUUUGACCAUCAAGAGCGUUGGCUUCCGGGCAACAAGCGAGCACCAAGAUGUGGAUCAGCUACCAGGUCAUCUAAAGACCAGUCACGACGUUUACAACAAAAUCUUUGAUCUUGGUGGACAAGUCGUCCAAGCGGCUUGUGUGGAUGCCGGCAAUGCGCCUUCGACCUGGGAGCUAACCGACGAGGGAGCAUACAUUCGCGGCCAGGCCAGCGCUCAAUCCUCUAUCGGGCGUGUAAUGGGCGCUGCCAACUACACACUGGAGUUUGAUACAAAGAUUGUAAGAGGCGGAACAGGGUGGCGUAUAGCUAGCGCGAUCCAACCACUCGGACCGUAUUUCGUCUUGACUUCCAACUAUCCAGAGCAAAAUACGUUUGUAAACACGAACAGAACGCUGGUUCCGCCUAAUACUCUGAUCUUCAAUGCUGGUUGGAACUUGCUCAAUCAGUCUACUCUAGAAACGCCUGCGAAUGAGUAUUACCCUCUGAAUAUUUCAGUGGAAGAGAACAAGUGGUACCACGUCGUUACGGCUAUCAAAGAGGAUGGAUACAGCAUCAGUCUCAACGGAGAGAACGUUGCUUUUGUCCCACUGCCGCCGCCACUAUCACCUCCUGUUUUCUUCAGCACGGCGUCUCGGUAUGAAGGCACAUGGGGUUUCGGAGGCUUCCAAGAUCAAAUCAGUAUCGUCUCAAACGUAUCAGUCGCCGCAUCCAACAAGACCAUUAUCUACACCAACGACAUGAAAUCUCCCAGCGUCCUAGCCGAGUACGCCGUAGCACCGCUCGCCCACUCCGUCUGUCUAGAUGGCGCAAAGCGCGACCGUCUAGUCUGGAUCGGAGACUUCUACCACACUGUCCGCGUACUGGCUCAAUCGAGCACCCGCUGGGACUACAUCCUCGGAUCCAUCGAUUACGCCUUUGGCUACCAGGCAAAAUCCGGGCCCUUCGCCGGCUUCGUGCCCAUAUCCGCACGCCUGGGCACGCGACCAGAAUACUCGGACGCAGACCCAGCAGGACCCGGUCUAGUCGACUACCAAGACCUCUUCCUCGCCUCAAUCGGCCAAUACUACCGCUACACUGGUGACGCAAAGGGCCUAGAGCCGUACUGGGAAAACAUCAAAGCACUCCUCCAAGCCCGUCUCACCUACAUAGAUCCAAGCACCGGUCUCGUAGCCGGAAGCCCCGAAGCACCCACCGCAGGCUCCUUCCUCGGCCCCGCAAACGGCACCGCAGUAACGGGCCUCAUGUCCUUCGCCCUCCAACAAAUCAUUCCCCUAGCCCUCGCCUUCCAAGACACAGCCACCGCCUCCCUGGCCAACACCACCGCCCACUCCCUCAACGCCGCUCUAAACACUCACCUCUGGAACCCCGCCCUAGGAACCUACUCCCUCGCCCUCUCCUCCCCGGGCAACUUCUCCCUAACAGGCCUCGCCUGGUCCAUCCUCAGCGGCGCAGCCAACACCUCCCAAAUCACUUCUUCCCUCGAGCAACUCGAACGCCUCCGCUUCGGCGCAGGCUACAAAACCACCUCUUCAGACGCCGAAACACCCGACUACCAACUCGCCCCCAACCCCUCCGGCUUCCUCCUCGAAGCUCUAUUCCAAGCCCAACAGGCACACGGCAUCGAUGCCGCAAAGACGGGUAUUACGCAUCUCCUAGAUGGCCUCUGGGGGAGCAUGGUAAACGAUGAGCGCUACGCCAGCGGUGCGAGUUGGGAAUACGUAAAACCCGAUGGACGGCCCGGAAUCACGGGAUUUACCAGUUUGGCGCAUCCCUGGGGGGCGGCGCCGACGUAUGUGUUGCCCGAGUAUCUACUGGGUGUUACGCCCGUCACGCCGGGGUAUAAGCGGGUGCUUGUGCAGCCGGCGGUGGCGUAUCUGGGGUUGCAGAGUGUGGAGGGGAGGGUGCCGACGCCGUUUGGGGCGUUGGUGGUGGGGUGGAGGGUUGAGGGGGAGAAGGCGAGGGUUGAGAUUGUGGUUCCUGAGGGAGUUGAAGGGGAGAUGAGGGUGCCGAGGGGGUGGAAGGUGGAUGGGAAGGAGGAGGAGGAGGGUGGUGUGGUUGAGUUGGGGACUGGGCGGACGGAGAUUGUCUUGUAUACUGUGUAG
Bipolaris victoriae FI3 is the source of this 2532-nucleotide messenger RNA. Its product is annotated as glycoside hydrolase family 78 protein. The transcript is spliced from 2 exons. NCBI's taxonomy places the organism in Eukaryota, Fungi, Ascomycota, Dothideomycetes, Pleosporales, Pleosporaceae. The coding region runs from base 1 to 2532 and encodes 843 amino acids. Gene Ontology annotation, biological process: carbohydrate metabolic process. The record is from RefSeq and is a predicted model, not a curated record.